AUGGGGAAACACAAACGAUCCAAAGGCCCUGACACCGCAAACAAGCUUCCCCAGGUUACACCGCACACAAGAUGCAAACUUCGCCUAUUAAAACUUGAGCGAAUUAAGGACUACUUACUAAUGGAAGAGGAAUUUAUUAAGAAUCAGGAACUGUCCCAGGAAGAAAGAUCGAAGGUUGAUGACCUUAGAGGUACACCAAUGUCCGUUGGCACUCUUGAGGAAAUUAUCGAUGAUAACCAUGUUAUCGUGUCUACCUCAGUCGGGAGUGAGCACUACGUGAGCAUCCUGUCUUUCGUUGACAAGGGGAUGUUGGAGCCGGGAUGUUCCGUUCUGCUAAACCACAAAGUUCAUGCUGUGGUUGGAGUCCUCACCGAUGAUACUGACCCAAUGGUGACUGUUAUGAAACUGGAGAAAGCCCCUCAAGAAACCUAUGCCGACAUCGGUGGACUUGAUGCGCAAAUCCAGGAAAUCAAGGAAUCCGUUGAGCUUCCACUAACCCAUUCUGAACUGUACGAAGAAAUGGGCAUUAAACCCCCCAAGGGCGUUAUUCUCUAUGGGCCUCCUGGAACUGGCAAAACCCUCUUGGCGAAAGCCGUUGCCAAUCAAACCUCCGCCACGUUUCUUCGCGUCGUGGGUUCAGAACUUAUCCAGAAGUACCUCGGCGACGGGCCAAAACUUGUACGCGAACUCUUCAGGCUUGCUGAGGAGAACGCGCCUAGCAUUGUCUUCAUCGACGAAAUCGACGCUGUUGGCACAAAGCGCUACGACUCUAACUCUGGUGGUGAACGCGAAAUCCAACGAACUAUGCUGGAACUGCUUAACCAAUUGGAUGGCUUCGACUCUCGUGGUGAUGUCAAAGUCAUCAUGGCGACGAACCGCAUUGAAACCUUGGAUCCAGCACUCAUCAGACCUGGCCGCAUUGAUCGGAAAAUCGAGUUCCCUCUGCCCGAUGAGAAGACGAAACGGCGUAUUUUCACCAUUCACACGAGUCGCAUGACGUUGGCGGAAGAUGUCAACCUGGAAAACUAUGUCACCUCCAAAGAUGAGCUCUCCGGGGCUGAUAUUAAAGCUAUGUGCACCGAAGCUGGCCUAUUAGCGCUCCGUGAACGCCGAAUGAAGGUCACGAACGAGGACUUUGAAAAAGCGAAGGAGAAUGUGCUCUACCGGAAGAGUGAGGGUACACCUGAAGGACUUUACCUCUAG
This is a messenger RNA of Mesocestoides corti, 1203 nucleotides long. NCBI's taxonomy places the organism in Eukaryota, Metazoa, Platyhelminthes, Cestoda, Cyclophyllidea, Mesocestoididae. The record is from the annotation of a GenBank genome assembly.